Messenger RNA from Durio zibethinus, 1878 nucleotides. NCBI's taxonomy places the organism in Eukaryota, Viridiplantae, Streptophyta, Magnoliopsida, Malvales, Malvaceae. The record is from RefSeq and is a predicted model, not a curated record.
GGAAAAUCUGUGAAAUUUUGCACCAUGUACAGUUCGUUAAAUUUGAUUUAGUUACUUGAAGUUUACUUCAUGCUGGUAACAUUUACUACAUUUUUUUUUUUUUGGGUCUUUGAAGUGAAACCAACUUGCUAUGGGGCAGCAAAGAACAGAAGCAACAGAGUCUUUGCUUGUCAGUCAAGGACAUGACAACCUUGUAGACAGUGAAGAAAAUGGUGGUGUUGGUCUUGGGGAUGGAGGGUCGGUGGCUGCUUCCACUGUCACCACUAUUCUUGCUCUUAGCACCUUUGAGGCUGCUUGCCUUGCCUUUGGUUUAGGAUGUUCUGUAGGUGCAUUUUUAUUGAAUGUUUUUAACAGUGUGUCUCGGACUCCUCCAAUGCUGAACUUGUUUUCUGCUUUGCAGCUAGGAUAUUCAUCCCCUACUCAGUCUUCAAUCAUGGCAGACUUGGGACUUUCUGUGGCAGAGUUUUCACUUUUUGGUUCAAUACUGAGUAUUGGAGCAAUUCUAGGCGCUGCAAUAAGUGGGAAGAUAGCAGAUUUGCUUGGUCGGAAAUUGACCAUGUGGAUUUUGAAUGUUUUCUACAUCAGUGGGUGGCUUGCCAUAGCAUUCACAAAGGUUCCUUGGCUGCUUGACCUUGGAAGAUUGUCAUUGGGAUUCACAUAUGGAAUUUCAAUUUAUUUGGCGCCCAUUUACAUUGGAGAAAUAACACCCAAGAAUCUCAGGGGAAGAUUUACAGCCAUGGUGCCGUUGAUGGCUUGUUGGGGCAUGUCAUUCAUGUAUGUUGUUGGUUCCUUUGUCGAUUGGCGCGAUUUGGCUCUAAUAGCUGCCAUUCCUGGCCUAAUUCAACUCCCACUCCUCUUCUUCAUUCCUGAAUCGCCUCGAUGGCUGGCAAAGGUUGGUCGUGACAAAGACCUUGAAGCUGUUCUGUUGUGCCUAAGGGGAGAGGAAGCUGAUAUUUCUGAUGAAGCAACUGAUAUAAAAGAUCAUGUGGAAUCUCUUAAAAGUUUCUCAAAGGAAGGAAUUUUCGACAUAUUUCAGAAGAAGUAUAUCCGUCCUUUGCUUAUUGUAGUUGGCUUGAUGGCGCUGUCAAGUUUGGGAGGAACCAAUGCAUUUGUAUAUUAUUCCAGUGUUAUUUUUGUCUCAGCUGGUAUAUCGAGCAUGGUUGGACUCGUUACAUUGGCUGUUGCUCAGACAUUACUUGGCAUUUUGGGAACAAUCUUAAUCGAUAAAUCUGGAAGGCGACCACUUCUACUGGUUGCUUCAGCUGGAUUAUGCCUCAGUUGCUUCCUCACAGGACUAUCAUUCCUCUUAAAGGAACAUAAUUGGUGGGAUCAAGGUAGCCCUAUUUUGGCACUCAUUGGCUUAAUGAUGUAUAUGGGAUCAUAUGUAGUCGCAUCAGGAAUUCCAUGGCUGUUAUUAUCAGAGUUAUUUCCAAUAAAUGUAAAAGGUUCAGCUGGAAGCAUCUGUAAUUUUAUCAGCAAUAUCACUGGUUGGGCUGUUGCAUACUACUUUAACUUCCUAAUUGAAUGGAGCUCAGCAGGGAUAUUCUUCAUAUUUUCAGCCUUUUGUUUGGCAAACUUCAUCCUAGCAGCAACAAUGGUACCAGAGACUAAAGGGCGAACACUGGAAGAAAUACAAUCAUCAAUUACUCAUUCUUCAGAAUGAAGCAAGUUAUUUCAUUGGCAGCAUCUUGCUUUGGUCCUUGUGUCCGAACCAAAGAAAUAGGUUCUUCCAAAGUCUUAAUAACAUUGUUCCUCCUAUAAACCAUCCACGUGAAGUGGUCAGGAUGGGAAACGACAGGACUAAUAGCCUCAAACACUACUGUAUUUGUCUUUAUCAUUUGGCCAUAUCUCUUUUGCUCAUGCUUUAGCUCUCUUGAU